UCAUUUAAAACAAAAUGGCGUCGACCAUAACAAUCCCCCGUCGUCUUCCUCUGCUUCUGGUGGCUGACAAUGUCCUUCUUCCUGGGUCGUCCAUGCGUAUUCCUGUCAGGAGUAUGCGCAACAUGAACAUGGUGAAAGGUCGUCUGUUGAGCAGAAAUACUCUUAGUAGUACAAUUAUUGGUGUGAUACCAAGGGACCCUACUGAUGAACAGGGAGAUGAUCUGUCAUCCAUACACCACAUUGGUACAGCUGCUGUGGUUGUCCAGGUAACGGGGACCAACUGGCCAAAGCCGGCCUACACUCUGCUGGUUACUGGCCUGUGUCGCUUUAAACUCCAGGAACUUCUCCAGGAGGCUCCGUAUCCGGUGGCAACAGUCACUCAGCUUGACAAACUCCCAGGGAUCAUUGAUGAUAACAUAAAGCUUAAGAACAUGGGAGAGCUGGAUAUUUUGGCAGAAAAUUUUCGGGAGCAGGCAGCGAAGCUUGUAGACAUGCUGGAUAUAUCUAUCCCUGUUGUGGCUAAACUCAAGAAAAUGCUGGAGAAACUUCCAGAUCAACAUCUCCCCGAUAUUUGUGCGGCCAUUGUCAAGGCCUCCUACUCGGAGAAGAUUCAGGUUUUGGAUGCUAUUGACUUGACCGAGAGGUUCAAGAAAGCCCUGCCUUUGCUGAUGAGACAAAUUGAGGGCCUGAAACUUUUACAAAAAACAAGAAAGGACAAGUUUGAAAUAAUUACAAAGAAAGAGGGUAGUAAUCGUCCUGGUAACAUGAAGCGUGUGUUUGGGAAGAUCAAUUCUGAACUGGAUGAGGAUGAGGAUGGCGAUACUGAUGAAAUGAUUGACCUAGAACAAAAAAUCAAAGCCGCCAACAUGCCAGAGCACGCCCUGAAGGCAGCUAUGAAAGAGUUUAAAAGGUUGAAGAAAAUGCCACAGCAGAUGCCGGAGCAUGCUAUGAUCAGGAACUACCUCGAUUUGAUGGUGGAAUUACCCUGGUCCAAACAAAGCAAGGAUGCCUUAGACAUCGCUCAAGCUAGGAAAGAUCUGGACGAGGAUCACUAUGGCAUGGAGAAACCAAAGAAGAGAGUUCUGGAGUACCUGGCUGUGCGUCAGCUUAAACAGACACUCCGCGGACCAAUACUGUGCUUUAUAGGCCCUCCAGGAGUAGGGAAGACUAGCAUUGGCAAAUCUAUAGCACACACUUUGGGCAGAGAAUUCCACAGAAUUUCCCUAGGAGGUGUUUGUGAUCAGUCAGAUAUCCGUGGACACAGACGUACAUAUAUUGGCUCCAUGCCUGGUAGGAUACUCCAGGGAUUGAAAUUGGUCGGAACAAAUAACCCAGUAUUUCUGCUGGAUGAAGUUGAUAAACUUGGGAAGUCACUCCAUGGUGAUCCUGCUGCAGCUCUACUGGAAGUACUGGACCCUGCACAGAAUGACACUUUCACUGACCACUACCUGAAUGUGCCCUUCGACCUGUCUCAGGUGUUAUUCAUUGCCACAGCUAACAACAUGGCCACCAUUCCUCCAGCCCUGUUGGACAGGAUGGAGCUGAUUCAGAUUCCUGGUUACACUCAGGAGGAGAAAAUCAACAUUGCUGACCGCCACCUUAUACCAAAACAGCUAAAAGAGCAUGGACUGACCGCAGAACAGAUCCAAAUUCCCACCGACACUGUUCAGCUAAUUGCUUCUAAAUACACUCGAGAGGCUGGUGUUAGGAACCUGGAACGUAAGAUAGGGGGCGUGUGCCGUGCGGUGGCUGUCAGGGUAGCAGAGACGACACCGAAAUCUAAACAAGACAAGUCUGCAUCUGAGCUGGACAAGAAACAGAUUGAUAAUGAGACUGUUUCUGAGACGAUGUCUCAAGAUGCCUCUACUCUAGCACAUCCCCCAGAGAUGCCGAUUGUGAUUGAUGAGGUCGCACUGGAGGACAUACUGGGGCCCCCUCAGUUUGAAAGUGAGGUUUCCCAGCGACUGAGCCAGCCAGGAGUGGCAGUUGGCUUGGCCUGGACCCCUAUGGGUGGAGAGAUUCUGUUUGUGGAAGCCACUAGUAUGGAUGGGGAAGGUAAACUCACUCUCACUGGCCAGCUGGGUGAUGUGAUGAAGGAGUCUGCCAACCUCGCCCUCAACUGGGUCAGGAGCAAUGCCCUCAAGCUUGGAUUGAGUGGGAGUGUGAACAUCACCAGUAAAAGGGACAUACACAUUCACUUCCCCGCUGGAGCUGUCGGGAAGGAUGGACCGUCCGCUGGGGUUACCGUGGUAACGGUGUUGGUUUCCUUACUCAGUAAACGCUGUGUAAGGUCAGACACAGCUAUGACAGGGGAGAUAACUUUAAGAGGACUUGUUCUACCAGUGGGAGGCAUUAAAGAGAAGGUGCUGGCAGCCCACAGAGCAGGACUACGAAGAAUUAUUCUCCCCAAACGUAAUGAGAAAGACCUACAAGAGAUUCCUAACAAUGUCAAGAACGACCUGACAAUAAUUCUGGCAAAUCGCUUGGAGGAUGUUUUGAAGGCUGCUUUUGAUGAGGGCUUUCCAUCGAUGGUCAAUGAACACGCUUUGCCUAGCAAGUUAUAACCCUGCCAUGGGUGACCGACGGUCAAGAUUCUAUAGGUGCCAAAGACAGACCAGUGAUGUAAACAGAAUGUUUGUUCCUGUUUAAAUUAAGUGAUAUUUAUAGGAGUUACAAGAUGUAUCUCCUGUGUUGUUAAACAUUUUAUUACCACACAUUUACCUAUUAUUUCUCUAACAAAGGUAGAGGAUUGUAUGUAUGAAUAAUUUUUCGAAAUGCCUCUACAAGGCCAAAAAAAAUAAUUACUUGAUUUGCAGGCCCUCCCUCAUCUACUCUUGACGUAAAAAAAAGUCCCUUAUCUCAUAUAUUUUUCCAGGUUGAAUGAAAAAAAUUCUCCCUUGAUUAUUGUUCGGGAGAAGAAUGUGUGGAAAAAAGGGCCGCCAACAAACCUUUCUCCUGUAAUUACCAUUAUAUUUAACCAUAAAAUAAGAACACAUGUUCAUUGAUGUGAAACAAAGACAAAGAACCAUGAUAAAUAAUUGUUUCCCAUGUUUUGAAGCAGUUUAUAUGAAAAUUGAAAAUGAAUGGAUUGAAAAAUUAGAUGAUAAAAAAAUAAACUCCCUUCCUCAUCUCUUUAGAAAAAUUGGCCAGAGAACCAAGUAAAUAAUAUCUAAUUUGAUCCUGGCUCACAAACUAGGCUAAGGCUCAACUGAUGAGCUCAAGAGAAGUUUUCUUGUUACAUUUCUGUGGUUAAAAUAAUUCUGCUUGUCCACAAAUUUCUGAUAUAAAUAGUUGUAGUAUUGUAUUUUUGGAAAUCAUUCCUAUACAUGUACACUGUAUAAUGAUAAUGUUUGGAGCUGCAUUUUUGCAGGAACAGUUAUUCAGAGGAACAGGAAUUAUGAAAAAUUGAUUCCUACAGAAAUAAAUUUGAAAUUUAGUUUCACAUAUUGGUGUGAAUUCUUUAGUUGCAUCGACCAUAAAUAGUAUUAUAGAUUUCUACAAUAAGGAAUAAUAAGUUAUUAUCACUUCAGUAAAACUUUUAUCAUGAUAAUUAAGCAGUAUCUUGAACCCAAAAGUAUCAAAAUAAGCUCAUUAAUGGAUGAGUAAAAAUAAAUGAAUGUACAGUGUAUUAGUAGAGGAUUUAAUUACACUUCGUGGAAAUUUUCUGUAUCAUAAUGGUCCUUGUAAAAGUCCUGAAGCUUAUACUGGUUUGAUGAUUAACAAUGUGUGAUUGAUGAUGAAUGAAUUAUGAUUUUACUGCUGAAUGUACACGGAUACAUAUCAGUAAUAUAUUUGUGAUACUAUGUAUAUACUUUAUACAAUCUAAUUAAAAUUAGACUUGUAAUUUCUGCUCCUCUACGAUACACUACAAUACACUAUCUUGUAUUGUAGUGUACAGUAGAGAUCAUAGAGGAGCAGAAAUUACAAGUCUAAUUUUAAUUAGAUUGAUACUUUGUAAUGAGUACUACAUAGAUGUGGAUUAUUUUAACUGGGAAGAUGGCUAUUAUUUGUUGCUAUGUACCACAAAAGUGCUUUCAUUUUGUAACCUUUAUCAUACAUGAUGUAUUUAAUGUUAUAUUUUAAUUAUUGUCACAUGCAUAACAAUUCUGUUGAUGAAAGGAAGCUUAUUUAUAUAACUUAAGUAUUGUUGUUGUUCUCCAGUAUGUUGUUGAAUGUUUAAGUAUCCUUAGUAUCGUUUACCACUACAGUAAGUCAGUCAAGGUCAAAGGUUCAAAGGUCACGUUUGACUACUUUUGAAAUAGAAAGUUUGUGUAUGUACCCUGUAAGAUAUCUGGUGAGCCUCUCAACAGCUUUAGUUUAUAUCAACACCUAAGUACUGUAACACCAUUCUACAUCUGAUUAGGUUUUGAUGGUCACUAAUGAACGUCAUAGGGUCCAUGGUCAUAUUUGACAACUUUUGAAAAAAACACAAAUGAGGGAUUGAGUGUAUAUAGGGGUAAAAACAAAGACACAACAAAAACAAACAAAAAACAGAAUACCGAAAUCUAAAUGAAUCCAUUAUAUUCUAUCAGGAUUGAUUACAUAAGGGCAAAAAAUAGUAUAAGAUAUAGAUUGAUGUGGAGACUCUUGAAAAGGUAUGAAGAGUGAAAAACCAGGUGUUCCGGAAGGUUAAGCAUUUCCUGUUUUGACAACACCUACAACAUAAAUCUACAUCAAAUCCAGAUAAGGUCACAAACCAGUUGAUGACAACUGAAUCAGAUGAUGACAAUAGAACCACCAGGCAUACUGUAUAUUGAACAUGUCAAACUUUAUACAACACAACGUGAACCCCAAUCAAUUUGCUUUUAUUUUGUAAAUGUUCAUAUAACCUGUUAUUGACACCUGUCAGUUUUGGCUCGCCAGGAUGAUGUUCAGGGGAGCUAUUGCUAUAUCCCCACGUCAGCAUCGUCCAUAGAUAGCUAGGUUAAACUUUUAUAAAACAUUGUGUCAAUACCAACAAGAAUACAGCUUAGGUAUUUGACAUACGUGUUCCUUGUGACAAGACCUCCCCAAUGGUACUACAUUUGUGGACCUUCUGACCUUGAUCCGAGAUCUUUGAGCUUCUUUUAAAAAACUAAAUUUGAACUUCAACCCACUCAGCGAGAUAUGUUGUCCUCUGACAUCUCUUGUGUAUUGUAAUUUUUGAACAGUGUUUAAUCAGUUAAACUCAGAAGAUUAUCUAACUUGUAUCAGUAAUCAGUUAAUUUAUAUCCAAUGAAAAAUGGAUGUUUAAGUGCAAUACUGUGAUUCUGUUCAUUCAAGAUACUAUCACUAGGAUCGUGUGUAGAGUAAUAUUUGUAAAGGUAGUGGUGAGUAUGUUUGAUUUAAACCAUGUUCAGCAUUAAGUUUUUUUAUAAACAGUUAAACCGAUAGUAUCUCAGAAUUCCAAGUCUGAUCCAAAAGACUAUGAUUUAAUUAAGCAAGGUGUUUGAUUUGAAGACGAAAUAUAUUUUAACUGAUUCUGUAUAAGAAUGUGGAGACCUCAUUGAACCGAUACUAAUUUGAAUGGGUAGGUUGUGUGAUUGUAUCAGAAUGAAAUUGUAAUAUUAUAUGUUAAUUGUCAUAUCAGAGGAAAAGUAAUUAAAAUCCAAUGAUGAAAUCAAAUCAGAAACAAUGAA
This is a messenger RNA of Pecten maximus, 5618 nucleotides long. Its product is annotated as lon protease homolog 2, peroxisomal-like. The record is from RefSeq and is a predicted model, not a curated record. The transcript is spliced from 17 exons. Gene Ontology annotation, molecular function: serine-type endopeptidase activity; ATP binding; ATP hydrolysis activity. Gene Ontology annotation, cellular component: peroxisomal matrix. The coding region runs from base 15 to 2564 and encodes 849 amino acids. Lineage: Eukaryota; Metazoa; Mollusca; Bivalvia; Pectinida; Pectinidae. Gene Ontology annotation, biological process: protein targeting to peroxisome; protein catabolic process; protein processing.